Messenger RNA from Patiria miniata (bat star), 2951 nucleotides. RefSeq names its product G2/mitotic-specific cyclin-A-like. Gene Ontology annotation, molecular function: cyclin-dependent protein serine/threonine kinase regulator activity. The transcript has 8 exons. Gene Ontology annotation, biological process: regulation of cyclin-dependent protein serine/threonine kinase activity; mitotic cell cycle phase transition. The record is from RefSeq and is a predicted model, not a curated record. The coding region runs from base 296 to 1633 and encodes 445 amino acids. NCBI's taxonomy places the organism in Eukaryota, Metazoa, Echinodermata, Asteroidea, Valvatida, Asterinidae. Gene Ontology annotation, cellular component: cytoplasm; nucleus; cyclin A2-CDK2 complex.
UACAAAGAUCUACAGAAAGUCAACAAAAGGCUGAAUCUUUAUCAAGCUCAUACCCUUAAAUCGUUUAUGCAAAAUGCUUCAAAUUCUGCAUCCUGUGUGAGGAAGACAUCAGGAAUAUCUCGCCCUUGGUUUAAUGAAGGGAACCAUAUUAUAGAGGUAUUUCAGCCGCGUGACAUAUCCGUACGUACCGUGAACAUUCAGUCAGUUACUCGCCGUGCAACGACAGUAGAGAGACGUGGUUGUGAACUGCUGCUGUACGUGUGUGUUAAUCUCGGGAACAAAGUGAACACUCAACAUGUCCUUCGCCUUCAGUGAAAACCCCCUGACUUAUGACGUGGAAAAUUCACAAAAUGCUGGUCCUCAGACAAGGAAGACGAAAAGGGAAGAUGCAGGGAGGGGAAAUGGACCACAAGCCUGCAAAAGAGCCGCCCUAGGAACGCUAAGCACAAAUGUUACGAGAAAGCAGCCGUCCCGCGCGGCUAAACAGUCUGGUUUCGCCGAUGGCUUUUACAAUUAUCAGGAUGAAAACGCCUUUGCCAGGCCAGCGGCGGGAAAGUCAACGGGAUCUUGCGGUUUCGCGCUGCCGCCCACCGCGUCCCAGCCCAGCUUCAGUAUCCACAUCGACCCGGUGGAGCCCGCACCACCACGGGCACGAUUCCUGAAGGAACAAAAACCUACUGAACUGCCUUUAGAUCCCAUUGUGACUUCGUUACCCGAAGUAGAAAGACAGCCCCUUAGAACUGUUUUUACUCUCGAUGAAAGUGCAUCUCCUAUGGUCCUCGACACAUCGCUCAGUGAGGAGAACACGGCGCCAGCAACGAUAGAAGACAUAGACAACUCAGACGGUGUGUUUGGGGUUCCGGAGUACGCAGAAGAUAUCUACGAAUACCUAAGAGAGGCAGAGUUGAGGAAUCGUCCCAAGCCUGGCUACAUGCGCAAGCAGCCAGAUAUCACCUCAGGCAUGCGUUCCAUCCUGGUAGACUGGCUCAUCGAGGUAGGCGAGGAAUACCGGCUUCACAACGAGACGCUCUACCUGGCCGUCUCCUACAUCGACAGGUUCCUGUCCCAGAUGAGCGUGCUCAGGUCCAAGCUGCAGCUGGUCGGCGCUGCCAGCAUGUUCCUUGCGGCAAAAUUUGAAGAGAUUUACCCUCCAGAAGUCAACGAGUUUGUGUACAUCACCGACGACACGUACACGGUCAAGCAGGUCCUACGCAUGGAACAUCUCAUCCUGAAGGUGUUGUCAUUUGACGUGGCCGUGCCCACAGCCAACGCUUUCCUGUCAAGGUACCUGAAGGCGGCCAAGGCAGACUCCAGGAUGGAACAUCUAGCCAGGUAUUUGGCUGAGCUGACGUUACCAGAUUGCGAGUACAUCAAGUAUAUCCCAUCAACCAUUGCAGCAGCUGCCGUCUGUCUUGCCAAUUACACGCUCAGUGGAACGGCCUGGACUCCAAUGCUUGCGAAGCACUCUGGCUACAAUUUGGAGGACAUCGCUCCAUGCGUGCGUGAUUUACUCAAGACGUUCACGAACGCACCAAGCCAAAGCCAGCAGGCGGCCCAGGAGAAAUACAAAUCGCAGAGAUACAACAGUGUUUCCAUGAUUGUGGCCCCAACAACACUGCCCUCUUGGUUAUGAGGAUUUGGCAAAAUGCCAUGACAACGGGUAUCGCUGCGAGAGCCAAUCAACUGCUAGAUGGAAGGAGCCUCAGCCAAUCAGAGUAAACCGGAAUUUGUUUAUCCAUUUGUGGGGCCAUGUCUUAAGGAAUGCCCUUUGUUAAAUGGACAAGUUGAUGACAGCUCCAUGGGGGCGUGGCAACCUUGAUAGCAAUUAGUUGUACAUGUGUUGGGGCCACCUGGUUUUAUAAAAACAAAACAAAAACCUCAGGGGCUUUUAAAAAGUUGUAUAGGUUCCAACUGUUUUAAAGGAAAAUCUUUGAACCAUUUGGCGAAGUUUUGAUAAAUUCUCACCAAGUGCAAUUUGUUGUCGGUAAUUGAUUGGGUUCUCCGUGGUUACAGCUGACAGCUUUUUUGUAAAAGUAUUUUGUAACAGAAAACUGCUAAGCUUUGGCUGUAAUCACAGCAAACACUGCCCUCUGUAAAUAGUCCAAAUAUAGCAGCUAUCCCAUCAUGCCUUGUUUCCCAGAGAGAAAUUACGCCGUUUUUAGCACCAGUUGAUUUUUACUGAGCAUUUUACAAGUGGAAAAGUUUUAAAAACUGAAGACAGAGCAACCAUGUUUUUUAUAAACUCUUGUAACCAAAUUGUGUGGAUGUUUAUACUAGAAACCUGGACAAAAUGAGAUUACCUCAAAUGAUUUUUAACGAUUUAAAUGAAUAUCUGUAUAACUUGUUUUAAAUGAGGUUAUUUAAAUUCCGAGACUGACAACAUCACUCUUUACAUGUGACAAAAAUUGAGGACAUCCUUUUAAGUACUUUUAUAGCAGUUUUAAAUGUGAACUUUGUAUUCAAAAACCUUGGGUUGUCGGGAAGUAGUCAUUUUAUAGCCAACGCACUUGUUGCUAGUAACACGCUAUGCACAUUUUAAAAUUCCCACUUAGAACAAAAACAGUUUCUCUUUUUAAUGGUGCCGUGUCUUAUAAAUGCUUUUGUUGUCCAUAAUGAUCAUUGGGUGAUUUUAGUGCAAAAACUGUCCAAAUUUUUAAUUCUUCAAAGCAUAUUUAUUUGUCCUGCAACCUAUUUCACCAGAUUUCAUUAUGUAUAUUAUGUUUAUAUUUUUAUCAAUACCCGGUUAAUUUAAUUUUUUUUUUCAAUACAGUGAAUGAAUUCCAUGUAUUUUAAAAGUUUGACUUUUAUUUUAACAGACAGUUUUAAGUGUUUUCUUUUUUGUUUUACCUCCAUCAUCCAACAUUGCAUUAAAGGGGGGUCUCUGAACAAUUCAAGAUGUUUUUCCUGUUAAUGAGAAUCUGGAAUAUCGUAAUAAAAACAUUUUUAAUGUA